This is a messenger RNA of Gambusia affinis (western mosquitofish), 6495 nucleotides long. RefSeq names its product DENN domain-containing protein 4B-like. Gene Ontology annotation, cellular component: cytoplasmic vesicle. The transcript is spliced from 30 exons. The coding region runs from base 1125 to 5594 and encodes 1489 amino acids. Gene Ontology annotation, molecular function: protein binding. NCBI's taxonomy places the organism in Eukaryota, Metazoa, Chordata, Actinopteri, Cyprinodontiformes, Poeciliidae. The record is from RefSeq and is a predicted model, not a curated record. Gene Ontology annotation, biological process: regulation of Rab protein signal transduction.
CUUCGCCUCUCGGAUCAGAACUGCUAACAUGGACGGAACCUGGCUGGCAUCGACCUGACCAUGACCUCCUUCCUCUCACCUGCGGGUCGAACCAGCUGACACAUCCAGAUAAAAAUAGAGGCAGAUAUUUGGAGCCUCCACGCCUCGGCUUUCAGCCUGCUGCUGAAACAGGCCUCUGAGACGGGCCGGAACCUCUGAGACGGGCCGGAACCUCUGAGACGGGCUGGAACCUCUGAGACGGGCCGGAACCUCUGAGACGGGCCGGAACCUCUGAGACGGGCCGGAACCUCUGAGACGGGCCGGAACCUCUGAGACGGGCCGGAACCUCUGAGACGGGCCAAAGUCUAGAACCACCACAGGAACAACACUGAAGCUUUCAAUAAAACUCAGAUCACUUCAUUCAACAAGAGAGAGUUCUGGUUCUGGUUCUGGUUCUGACCAGCACACAGUCACUGACUGUCUCUAAGGAAGGCUGUGCAACUUCUUCAUGGAAAAUUGAGUGGAAGGAAACACAGUCUGACUCUGUUCUGAGUCAGAUGAACAGGAAGUGGUCGACACCGACGUGAUGUUUACAUCUCUGGAAGAACUCAGGUUCUGUCCCUGUAACCACGGCAACAGUCUGUUCAGCGAGGAAGACUCUGAGUCUGUUUCACUUCUCUGUUUUUUCAAAGAAAUACAUGAAACAGCAAAAUGCAUCAGAAGAUAACGGAAAUAAAUGUCAUGUAAUAUAAAAUUCUAAAUUAUAUAAUUUAAGCUUAAACUAUUCAAAACCUAAAACAACAUAAGAAACCUUUUAAAAACCUCCAGUCAGAAAUCAGAGCUGUGAGGGAAAAAAGUCCAAAACCUCUGACUGCUAAACGAAUUUUAACAGAACCAGCAGAACCUUUAGUUCCUACAGAACCGGCAGCAGAACCGGCAGCAGAACCGGCAGCCUGCCCAUGUGACGUUCUGCAGGUCGGCACCAGAACUUUAACCCGUCCUAAAGCGACCAGUGGAGAGAACAGAACCGACAGGAUUCCUUCUGGCUGCUGCGUUCUGCAUUCAUACCGAACCAGAAACCAAGGAUUGGUCCAGCAGGUCAAAGGUCGUUACAGUAACAGACCAGCGAAGGCCAUUCAGGAGGCAUGACGGAUGAGAAAUGUCCCCAGCUGGUGGACUACUUCGUGGUGGCGGGCCUGGACCCCGCCGGGCCCUGGAGGUCCCUGGGCGAAGACGGCCGGGCCUCCUCCUCCUCUUCACCAUCAGCGGCGGCGGUCCGAGCGGCGGAGCCGGUGACGGACCUGGCGGUGAUCGCUCGCGGUCUGGGGGAGGAAGUACCGGAAGGUUUCACCUGCAUAGAGAAAACCCUGGGGGGCCACUCGGCCGAGCUGAGCGCCGGGCUCAUCAACAACCCACACCUCUACCUGUGCUACCGCCGGGGGCGGGACAAACCACCGGUCCUGGAGCUGGGGGUUCUGUAUGAGGGGAAGGAGCAGCCGAAGCAGGGCUGGUACGUCAUGGAGACCACACCCUAUAGCCGCUCGGCCAGCCUGAGCUCUGGCGGCGCCCCCACAGCCCACCGGGUCUUCCUCAUGUACCGCCGGGCCCUGGACUCACAGGGCCUGCACACGCUGGGCGUCACCGACAUCGCCCUGCUGAUGCCCAGCAAGGGGGAGGUGGCACCGCACACAUUCUGCCGGGUCGACAAGAACCUCAACACGGGCAUGUGGGGUCCAGCUCUGCACGUCUGCUACAAGAGAGCCGUGGCCAAAGCCAACGCCCUGGUGUUCGAAGCCAGUCUGAUCAGCCGGUACCCAGAGGAGGACCUGGAGGCGUUCCCUCUUCCUGAGUCGGUGCCGGUCUUCUGUUUGCCGAUGGGCGUCACUGUGGAGAGCUGGCCGCUGAACUCCAAGUACCAGCUGCCUGUCUUUUCCACCUUCGUCCUCACGUCUGCCUCCGGAGACAAGGUAUACGGCGCUGCCAUCCAGUUCUACGAGUCGUUCUCCAGGGAUCUUCUGUCCGAGCGGCAGAACGUCCGGCUCGGCCUGCUGAGCGUGGUGGACCGCCGGCCCAUCACCAGCCGCAGUCUGCACACCAAGAAGAGCAUCUGCGUCCUGUCCCACUGGCCCUUCUUCACCGUCUUCCAGAAGUUCCUCACCUUCAUCUACAGAUACUCCAUCUCCGGGCCGCACGUCCUGCCACUCGAGAAACACAUCUCCAGCUUCAUGCACAACGUUCCGUUCCCUUCCCCUCAGCGUCCACGGAUCCUCGUUCAGCUCUCUCCGUAUGACAACCUGCUGCUCUGCCAGCCGGUCUCCUCCCCACUCCCACUCAGCGGUGCGAGCUUCCUGAAGCUGCUCCAGAACCUGGGUCCAGAGAACUCCUGCACACUGCUGCUUGCCGUCCUCACUGAACACAAGCUGCUGCUGCACUCACUGCGACCCGACGUCCUGACCUCCGUCAGCGAGGCCCUCGUCUCUAUGACCUUCCCGCUGCGCUGGAUCUGCCCCUACAUCCCUCUGUGCCCGCUGCAGAUGGCCGACGUGCUGCUGGCGCCCAUGCCUUUCAUCGUCGGCGUUCACUCCAGCUACUUUGAUCUCUACGACCCCCCGCCAGAGGUCGUCUGCGUCGACCUGGACACCAAUACCAUCUUCCAGUCAGAGGAUAAGAAGCUGUUGUCGUGGCGAUUGCUACCCAGGAAGCACGGAAAGACGCUGUUCAGCACACUGACCAACCUGCACCAGACCCUGGAGAAGAUUUGCAGCCCCGGCCAGGAGGAGGCGACCCUGGAGUUUCUGCUCACCGACUACGACCAGAUCUACCGGCGGCAGAAGCAGCUGGAGCUGGAGAUCCAGGAGGCCUUCCUGCGCUUCAUGAGCUGCCUGCUGCGGGGUUACCGCGCCUUCCUGCUGCCCAUCACUCAGGCGCCGUCCGACACCACCACUGACUGCAGCUCCCUAUUCAACCUGCAGGGUUUCCUGAAGUCUCGGGACCGGAGCCAGCAGAAGCUGUACGCCCAGCUGAGCCGGACCCAGAUGUUCACCCAGUUCAUCGAGGAAUGCUCCUUCGUCAGCGACCGCCACGCCUGCCUCGAGUUCUUCGACGAGUGCGUCCAGAAGGUGGACGUUGAGAAGCCGGAGGAGGUGCGGCUGAUCGACCUGGACGAGAACGGCGGCGGCGAACACACCGUCUUCAUCAUGCCGCCCGAGGAGCCGCAGGAGGCCGACGGCACCGAGUGCCCCGCCCACUACAGCUACGAGACGUUCCCCAGGCUGACGGCGGAGCUGUUCGACCGACCGCAGGACCCACUGCGCGCCCCGGCCAGAGGCAGUGCCCCCAGCAGCCCCGCCCCCCGCCGCACCAAGCAGGAGAUCAAGGUGGCCCAGAAGCGGGCCCAGAAGUACUCGGCGGUUCCGGACAUGUGGUCCAAAUGCCUGCUGGGUCACUGCUACGGCCUGUGGUUCAUCUACCUGCCCACCUUCGUCCGGGCCGAGGGCUCCAAGGUCCGCGCCCUGCACUCCGCCCACGACGUCCUCCGGCACAUGGAGACCCGCAAGGUGGUGCUGCCCGACGAGGUGUGUUACCGCAUCCUGAUGCAGCUCUGCGGUCAGUACGGCCAGCCGGUCCUCGCCGUCAGAGUCCUGCUGGAGAUGAAGAAGGCCGGGAUCACGCCCAACACCAUCACCUAUGGAUACUACAACAAGGCUGUGCUGGAGUGUAAGUGGCCCUCGACCAAUCAGGGCGGCCGUCUCCGCUGGGCUAAGCUACGGAACGUUCUAUUGGCCGUGGCUCAGUUCAGGCAGCCCAUCAAACGGCAGUGGAAGAGUGGUUCUGUGGGCUCCAGAGUAGCCAUGUUGGAGCCCGAUCAGAAGCCCCGCCCACAGUCCGCUCUGAUUCGUCAGUGCAGCUGGAGCGGCCUGAGCGAAAGCUCGAGUCACGAGUCUCUGACCGGGUUGCUGGUGAAGAGCUCCAGCCUGAGCAGCAUGAAGACGCCCACAGUCAGUGAGCGCAAAGUCUGUAAGAAGUCCCCCAUCCUCCACGGUUCAGGGACAAACGGGGACACGGUCCACCGGAAGCCCCCGCUGGGCCGGAGAGAAGCCUCCGCUCCGCCUGCAGCGCCCCCUGGGGGAGCCGUGGUGCGGCGCAGUGAGGUCUGCCUUUCCACCUUCUACACUGAGUCGGAGCUGGACUGCAGAUGUGAACCGAGGCUCAGCAGAUCUGACAGAUCCGGGAGCUCCGGCGGAAAGAACAAGGCCAGGACAGUAGACGAGAACUCCAACCACGUGUCGUCCCCGAGCCGAGGAGGCCUGGCAGGGAAACUGCAGCAGCUCCUCACACCGACCAAAAACCGAGCAUCGGUCCGGCGCACCGCCAGCGUGGAAAACCGCCGGUCCGGAGGAGGGAUCGGUCGGAAAGUGUCCAGGAAGUCUCAGGUGGCUGAAAGUCUGCUAAAGGCAAAGGAGCGGCUGGUGAACGCCACAUCAGAGAGCUCGCUGUCGGUAGGAAGUGACCUGGACCUGACGGAUACGGCCACCGCGGAGUAUCCUGUGCGCAGGUCGUGGGACGCCAACCAGGAGGGGGCAGGAAUCGAGGUUCUGAUGUCCAGCUGCUCGCUGUGCCGCAGCUGCAACUCUCUGGUGUACGACGAGGAGAUCAUGGCGGGCUGGACCUCGGACGACUCCAACCUGAACUCAUCCUGCCCGUUCUGCGCCGCCUCCUUUGUCCCGUUCCUGAACGCUGAGAUCUGCGACCCGGGGCCUGUCAGCAGUGCGGAGCGCUGCACCAUGAACCUGGAGGAUGAGGUGGAGAGCGCCGUGAGGCCCCCUAGUGGUCCCCAGUGCAACGGGCUGAGCGACGACUCCAGCUCUGAAACCAGCACCUACUCCGUGACCAGCAAGGCCACCACGGUGUCGUCGGUGGGAGGAACUCCUCAGGUGACGGUGGCCUACCUGAGCCCGCUGGUUCUGAGGAAGGAGCUGGAGAGUCUGCUGGAGAACGAGGGCGAGUCGGUUCUGGCCCAGCCUCAGUUUCUGGACAGCCACUCCAUCAUCUUCUGGAACCUGGUCUGGUACUUCCAGCGGCUCGGUCUGCCCAGCAACCUGCUGCAGCUGGUCCGCAGCUCGCCACUGGUCAGCCACUUCACUCAGUUGGAGAACUCUGCGGUGAGGGUCCGGCUCCUCUGGGACACGCUGAGCCCCGACACCGACCAGUGGCCGCCGCUCUACGUCCUUUGGAGGAUCCACAGUGGCGCCCUGAUGAGGACCUACAGCUGGAGGCGGCACAACCACCCGUUCACCUUGUCCUUCCUGGAGGAGGUUCUGCGCUGGGUGGGCAUGAACGAGGUGCACAAGGCCAUCACGCUCUUCCUGGACACCCUGGAGAAGCAGCCCGGGUCGCCACAGACCCAGAGGAGUCUCUACCGAGAGAUGUUGUUCCUGACACUGGCAGCGAUGGGAAAAGACCACGUCGCUGCAUUCGAUAAGAAGUACAAGACGGCGUUCCUGCGCCUCAGCAGCUCCCUGGGCCGGGACGAGCUCCGCAGGAAGCGGGCCCAGCCUCCCAGCACCAAAGCCGUCGACUGCAGACGCAGCUUCCACCCGCCGCUGGAGUGCUGAGCGGUUCCGGACCGGACCGCACCGGACCGCACGCCGGCAACCAACACCCGCUUUGCCUCUCUGCUGCCCCCUGGUGGAGGGAACAGCAUCCUACUUUCUACCAACCUCUAUGGAUCCCGAAGACACCGGUGCGACCGGAUCGGACCGGACUGGAUCGGACCGGACUGCGGCUCUGCUCUGUAGUCAGAGGAAGGCGCAUUGUCAUCAGCGGGAACCCAGAACCGGAUAUUCCCCUGGGAAUCCGCUUCCUGAACUGGGUCGUUGUGGAUUUAUUGUUGAAACUGUGAAAAACGGAUCUGACCCGUUUUAACUCCUCAGAACCGGUUCUGUUGACCAGAAAUUCAGCAAUGCAUCCAGGCUUCUGCUUUCCAACCAGCUGGGAAAGCCGGGUCAGAAUGGAUCAGAACCACCUGGGAUGAGAGGCAGAACGAUUAAGAAGCAAAAUGAAAGAAAAUGUAAAAUAUCAGAGUUUUGAUUGGUUUAAUACCAGCCAGAACCCGAUCAGAACCAGGCCAGAACCCGACCAGAACCAGGCCAGAACCCGACCAGAACCAGGCCAGAACCCGACCAGAACCAGACCAGAACCCGACCAGAACCCGACCAGAACCCGACCAGAACCAGGCCAGAACCCGACCAGAACACGACCAGAACCAGGCCAGAACCCGACCAGAACCAGACCAGAACCAGGCCCGAACCCGACCAGAACUAGGCCAGAACCCGAACAGAACCCGACCAGCACUCCACCAGAAUCCGGCCAGAACUCAAGACUGGAUCCUCCCUGGCGGUUCUGACCCGGUUCUGACACGGAGAUGUUUAUUUAAAUUUGCUGUUUAUUUAUAUCUGACUGUGGUUACCAUGGCAAUGUUGCUUUUUUAACAAAAUCGUCAAUAAAAGACGUAAA